Molecule: messenger RNA, 1449 nt
Organism: Maudiozyma barnettii
Lineage: Eukaryota; Fungi; Ascomycota; Saccharomycetes; Saccharomycetales; Saccharomycetaceae
Exons: 1
Coding region: 1-1449 (482 amino acids)
Biological process (GO): amino acid transmembrane transport
Cellular component (GO): fungal-type vacuole membrane
Molecular function (GO): L-glutamate transmembrane transporter activity; L-arginine transmembrane transporter activity; L-tyrosine transmembrane transporter activity
Source: RefSeq, a predicted model, not a curated record
AUGUUGUAUUACUGUAGAGUUAGUUCUACCGUUAAAGAUGGAGUUGCUAGACUUAUGAAUACAUUGUGUUCUGCAGGGUUAUUGGCUAUUCCAUAUAUUUAUCGACCUUUUGGUCUAGUUACAGGUAUUUGUAUGACUUUUUUUGUUUCGUUAUUAGCAUUGAUAGGAUUGUUAGUACAAGCACAAGUUAUACGUUAUGUUUCAUUACGUUAUGCUUCUUUUUUCUCUUUAGCACAGAUUACAAGUCCAAAACUAGGUAUAAUAUUUGAUUUUGCAAUUGCGUCACGCUGUUUCUGUAGUUGUGUUAUUCAUCUUUUGGUCAUACGUGAUCUAUUACCUGUACCUUUUACAUCCAAUAGUGAGUCAAUGACUGAGUUUCUUUUAAGUCCCCGUAUACAAUUAACUUUUAUUACAGUGAUUGUGAUUAUCCCAUUUUGUUUCUCCAGGAAUGUUUGUGUUACUAAACAUUUAAUGAGACUGAGUAUUAUGGUGCUUGUAUAUUUUGGAUGUGUCAUAACAAUAUUAUUUUGGAUGAAACCUGGUGAUUUAAAAGAUUACAGAGGUAAAAUAUCUAUUGGAAUACCACAUAAUAUUAAUGAUGAUGACAAUGACGAUGACGAUGAUUCAAAUAUGUUAAAAUCGAUGGCUUUAUUGAUAUUUGUAUUCAAUAGUCAUCAUCAUAUGUUUGCUAUGAUAAAUGAACAAGAGGAAAUAAGAUUUUGUGAAGUGAAAAAAAUAGCUAUGAUAGUAAGUUCUAUUCAAUUUUUCAUUGCAUUAUUUAUCGGCGUCGUAGGCUAUUUGACGUUUGGCAAUAAUGUUUCUGAGAACAUUUUAUGCUUAUACCCAGCAUUAUGGUCCGUAUCUAUUUUAAAAUUUUUUUAUAUUAUUUUAAUGAUAAGUUGUUUCCUAUUCCAGUGUUAUCCAUUGAGAGCAUCAUUAAACCGAAUAAUAAAUUGGAUUCAAAAUCGUUUUUAUAAUAAGGCUGUAGGAGAUACCUUUAAUGACCAAUCAAGAAAUAGUGAUGCAUCAGCUAUCACGAUGGUGUACGAUCAAACUACACCUUUACUUACUUGUGAGGGACAUACUAUUCCAAUUGAAGAAUUAGUAGAGGAAGGUUCCAACAAACAAUUGGUAAUUAUGCCAAUGACAGAACGUAAUUUCAAAAUAUAUAGUAGUGCUAUACUUAUAUGUGCAUAUCUUAUAGCAAUGACCAAGAUCACAAUGAUAAGUGUGUUAGUAUUUGUUGGGUCAACAAGUUCGGCAGUGAUAUCAUAUAUUCUACCGGGAAUAUUUGCAUAUCAAUUAAUUGGAAUUGAAUAUGAAUCCUUCUGUACAAAACGACCAUUCAUAACUUCGUUUUUCAAAUAUGCUGGACUUUGUUUAGCAAUAUUUGGGAUAUUUGUGCUAAUGUUAUACACAAUAUUUAUCCUUCCACAUGAAAUAUUCUGA